GGUUUCUUUCUGAAGAAGAUUGCAAUAUUGAAGAUUUGAAAUUGAUUAUUUCAAUCAUCCAUUAAAUUUUACAAAUGUAUUGGACAAUAGUUGAUCACUAGAGUAUGGCGGCUGAGGCGAUCGAAGCCCCAAAGCCGAGGCCAGGUGGAGUGCUUAUAUCUCGAACUGAGGCUUUCUCCGCCGCACACCGUCUUCAUGCCGCUUCCCUAACUGAUGAGGAGAAUAAGAAGAUCUUUGGCAAGUGCAACAAUCCCAAUGGCCAUGGACACAACUACAAAGUCACCGUCACUGUGUACGGCGUGGUGGACCCUAUUACCGGCAUGGUCAUCAACCUGGUCGAUCUCGGGACUGCCAUGAAGGAUGUGCUGGGUGAACUUGAUCACAAACAUAUCGACAAGGAUGUAGACUUCUUUAGAUCAACCUCCACUGUCAGCACUGUCGAGAACAUCACAAUUUUCAUCUGGAAACAGCUGGCAGAGCAUACGUCGCUGGUGGGUGCGCAUCUGUAUGAUGUCACCGUCCACGAAACUGACAAGAACGUCGCCUCCUACCGGGGUCCUCUCUUCACACCGAUCAUGUGAGAACCGGGAUGUUGUGUGUGUGUAUGUGUGUACGUGUGUGUGCGUCUGUGUGUGUGUGUGUGUGUGUGUGUGUGUGUGUGUGUGCACCGCUGCUUCACACGCUUUUCCAUGUUCAUAGUGUGUCCUUGUGUGUGUGUGUGCUUGGUUGCCGAUCACUCCCUGUCCCUGUCUUGUGAGAGCUGCGAAAGAUAACCUGGCUUAUUGCAACAUGAUUUGUGUCAAACACCCCCUUGACUGUAUAUACGUGCGCUCUUAUGCAUGGCGAUCUUGAUGCCUAUCUGGCACAUCUGUUGCUCGUACGGACACAUUCUCGCAUCGUGUCUGCACACAGGAGAGCAUUGUGAUACCCUCACUCGAAUAGUAUAAUAUUAUUUCUUGCUUCAAUACGAGCAUACAAUUGGGAGCUGGUUCUCUCAUUUCUUCUGGCUACAUUUGCUCUAUGUUUUAUGUUUUUAAUUCGGUCAAUCUUCAGCUCGCCUGUUGCACUG
Molecule: messenger RNA, 1069 nt
Organism: Sycon ciliatum
Lineage: Eukaryota; Metazoa; Porifera; Calcarea; Leucosolenida; Sycettidae
Product: 6-pyruvoyl tetrahydrobiopterin synthase-like
Exons: 5
Coding region: 105-581 (158 amino acids)
Biological process (GO): tetrahydrobiopterin biosynthetic process
Cellular component (GO): mitochondrion
Molecular function (GO): 6-pyruvoyltetrahydropterin synthase activity
Source: RefSeq, a predicted model, not a curated record